Molecule: messenger RNA, 189 nt
Organism: Bipolaris victoriae FI3
Lineage: Eukaryota; Fungi; Ascomycota; Dothideomycetes; Pleosporales; Pleosporaceae
Exons: 1
Source: RefSeq, a predicted model, not a curated record
CACACACACACACACACACACACACACACACACACUCAACCAGACAUAUACGCAAAAAGAGCUGAGCGAAGAGGGCGUGAGAAAAAAGCACAAGUAGAUGAUGCAACGAUACUGCAGACUACAUACGCCCCUGCGCGUCCAUUAUCUCUUUUGUAUAUCUUUCCAUCUUCCGCAAAUGAUGAUAGCUAG